AUGAGUGUCGCACACAGAAGGUGUACGUCGAAACACAUAAUACAAUCGGAAGGAUCCGCAGCAAUGCAUGAGCAUUGUCGAUCACAUUCGAGUGCUCCCAGAAAAGCGCUAAUAAAAUCUCCAACUCAUUUCUUUGACAAAGUUGAGGAUGGUGUGACCAUAGAAGAAGUUUCCAUAGCUCAUCAGACAGAGAGCGAGAUUAGUGAAAUGCAGUUUCAGGAGGAGAAUGAAAAACAUUUCAAUACAUUCGACCAGAUGGAGGAUCUGGACCUCCACAUGGAACUUCAAGAAAAUGCAUAG
This is a messenger RNA of Cooperia oncophora, 300 nucleotides long. The record is from the annotation of a GenBank genome assembly. Lineage: Eukaryota; Metazoa; Nematoda; Chromadorea; Rhabditida; Trichostrongylidae.